CCUUUUGAGUUUUGGAGCUUUUAGUUGAUGUGACACCGACAGGAUCCGGUCUUUAUGGUGGUGGUGGGUCACAGAGCCAUACGGGGCUGAUGAAAAAUCCGAAAUAGGAGCCAUGUCCGCCGCGCAGGGACUCCUCAACAGCGUCUUCUCCUGCUCCUCUCCCGCUUCCAAAGCCAUCGCCAAGCGGAGACUCCGUCAGACCCGCAGCUUGGACCCCGCCAUCAUCCGACACUGCGGCAACGGGAGCGACGCGCCGUUUCCGGCGGCAGGUGCGCCCGCGGGCGCUAAAGCGGCUUUACGCGCGCGGAUCCCGGCACUGAAGGAGCCCAUCGCCCCUUCGCUCUCCUCCCCCUCCAUCCCCUCAGAGGUGUCCCCGUCCUCCAACUUCCACUUCGACUACGAGCUCGUUAAGCGUGCGAAACGGAUUAGCGCCGCGGAGUUACCGAGGGGAGGCGGCGCGGCGCAGCCCGCGAGCGCCGGGACGCUCUUCUCCCCGCGGAGGUGGCUGCAGAGGAAAGUGCAGCCCGCGUGCCCUCGCCACUAUGUGGUGUGGAACUCAGAGGGGGAUUUCACCUGGAGCAGCCUGUCGGGCCGGACUGUUCGCCUCACGCCAGUUGCCAUCCAGAGCCUGUCUGAGCUGGAGAGGGCCAGGCUGCAGGAAGUGGCAUUCAACCGCUUAGUGCAAGACUACGACCUGGGAUGUCAGAUCACCAUGCCAAAAGAUGGACAGAAGAGGAAAAAGUCUCUGAGGAGAAAGCUGGACUCUCUGGCCAAAGAGAAAAGUAAAGACAAAGAGUUCGUACCACAGGCGUUCAGUAUACCCCUAUCUCAGGUCAUAGCCAAUGACCGAGCACACAGGCAGCGUCAGGACAGUUACCGUUUCGACUUGCCACAGCGGGAGGAGCAAAAGGACUCUUCUGACCUCGUCUCGUCCAUUUUACAGUUUGCCACCAAGAGGCCAUCGAACAAGGAGCUGUCCAGCAGCAACUCUUCUCUGAGCUCCACAUCAGAAGCCAACGAGUCUACGUCACCCAACACCCCCGAGUCUGCACCUCGAGCCCGCAGGAGGGGAGGAAUGUCGGUGGAUUCCAUCACUGACCUGGACGACAACCAGUCCCGCCUCCUGGAGGCGCUGCAGCUGUCCCUGCCAGCUGAAACACCGAACAAGAAGGAGAAGCACAGGGACAAGAGGCUGAGCCUCAAUCCCAUCUACCGGCAGGUCCCCCGGGUGGUUGACAGCUGCUGUCAGCACAUCGAGAAAUAUGGUUUGCAAACGGUUGGCAUCUUCAGAGUGGGCAGUUCGAAGAAGAGAGUCCGACAACUGCGAGAAGAAUUUGAUCGUGGCAUCGAUGUGCAGCUGGACGAAGAGCAUAGCAUUCACGAUGUGGCCGCCCUGCUGAAGGAGUUUCUCAGAGACAUGCCUGACCCUCUUCUCACGAAGGAGCUCUACACGCCCCUCAUUAACACCACGCCAUUGGAGCCAGAAGAGCAACAAAGUGUCACUCAGCUUCUGAUUUACUUACUUCCUGCCUGCAACAGUGACACUCUUUACCGUCUGCUGGAGUUCCUGUCCAACGUGGCCGACCACGCCAAUGACCGGCAUGACAAAGAGGGAGAGGAGAUGACGGGGAACAAGAUGACGUCACUGAACCUCGCCACCAUUUUCGGCCCCAACCUGCUCCACAAACAGAAGAACUCUGACAAGGAGUUCAGCGUCCAGAGCUCUGCCAGGGCCGAGGAGAGCACGGCUGUGAUCGCCGUCCUGCAGAAGAUGAUUGCAAGCUACCAGUCGCUCUUCAUGGUGCCUCCGGACUUGCAGAAUGAAGUGUUGAUGAACCUCAUGGAGACUGACCCGGAUGUGGUUGAUUACCUUCUAAGAAGGAAGGCGUCCCAGAGUCCCGACCUUCUACAGUCAGAGGAACCCUUCAAUCUGAGCGAGCAUCAUUCCUCGACCGACUCCAAUAAAGCAUCCAGUGGUGAAGUGUCCCCUUAUGACAACAACUCCCCGGUCCUGAGCGAGCGCCGGGGAGAAUCGGGGAGUUCGCCUGGUGAACAGCUCGCCAACGUCCCGGAGAACUACUCUGAGGUGGGACAGGAAACCGACUCGUGGGGUUCCAAAGAAGAACAUGCGAACAUUUGGGGAACGUGGCACAGUACUCUCAAACCUGCACUCAAGAGCCAGUCUUACACAGGAUCCCAUGGGAACAUGUCAGAGGGAAGCUCCCGCAGCUCACAGGAAGGUCUUGAUGGACUUCAUGGUGACAUCAAGCAGCAAACAUCUGUACAACAACCCACACCUGGAACAACUGAGUACAGACCCCACACACGCGUGACUCGAGUGUGCACUGGCACUCCCUUGGAGGCGGGACAUCCGCGGCUCCAGCUAACCACAAAUUCCCCCGUGACAAACCUCAACAGCAGACAUGGCAUCCAGCGGCCAACUGGACACGGAAGUACCCGCAUUUCCAGAUCUCAAGGUGUGGGGAACACCGGGAAAGGUGUCCCCUCCGUGUUUCACCAAUCCCCACCCCCUUACACCGCUCAUCACAGAAUGGCGAACUCGCAAAGCUCCCCUCAGCUCUCUCAACAACCUCCGCAGCAAAGUAACUCGGCCUCGGCCAGAGAGGCACAGAUGGUGCCGCGGAGUCAGGAGUGGCAGGACUGGCAGAGGGAGCGGUGGCAGAUCUGGCAGCUGCUUUCCUCAGACAAUGCUGACACACUUCCAGAGACACUGGUGUGAUGUCACACCCUGAAUUGUAGAGAUUAUCCUUCAGUUAACGACAAACCCUGCAUCUUUUUCCCCUUAUGCCUGCCUGAUUCCUGGUUCACAUGUGGUUGGUGUUUACGUGUGCAGCUGCUGCCUCCUCCAAAAGCCACUAAUAUCUUGUGUUUUGUGUGUUUAGAAGACACUUCAGCUUCCAGCCUACAUGUGCUGUCCAUUAUAACGUUAGGGGCUUUAGCUGCCCGCCAGAAAUACCUCAAAAGGUUCAUCCUUUCUAAACAUGAUCAAGUUUUUCUUUCUUUUAAUGGAGAAUUUUAGUAAACUAUUCUUUUUUUAUUUUUUUAAUAUUUGUUCUCAGUUAAGCAGUUGUAUUCUUUAAAAAAAAAAAGAAAGCAAACAAAAAAACAUCCAUGUAUGCAUUGCUGCUAGAUGUUAACAUCUUAUGUAAAUAGGUCACGCUGAGGAUGUAAAUAGAUGUACAACUAUUGACAAAACAUGGAAUUUGUUGUGUAAAAUACGAAACUUGCCUUAAAGUAUCUACCUAGACGUGCUCAGAUGGCCGUUCCUGUGUCACAUUGGGAAUGUAAAAGCUUCGCUUCAGGCUCUGAAUUGGUUAGGAAGCUCUUAGCUGGGAGUCUGCUGCUGUGUGCCAAAGCCUCUUUAUUUACUCCAGGAUUUUCUUGGACCGCUCUGUUUGUUUUGUCCAUUUUUUUGGGGGGAUAAUUCCAGGUGAAAACUGAGGAGGUUCAUGUCUGGGUUGGGUCUCAGUGAGCUGAGGCAGAUCGAGACUUUUUAGAGACACAAAAGUGGGAUAAAAUACGUUAAUUAACAGUUUUUGUUGUUGUUUUCAACUGGUAUUGCUUGAAUUAGGUAUACACAGACGGAAACGUUUAUGUAAACGGUAUCGAACAAACUGAAAUUGCGUGAAAAUGGUCAUUUUAAAAUGUGUCUAAUCCUGUUACAUAUCUUUGAAUCACAUCUCAAAAGGUUAUACGUGUACAACUAAAACUAAACAGGAAACAAUUUAAGACUGGUUCAGGAUGCCCUUAAUAUUUGUUUGGAAUUGUUUAAAACCACAAAUAUUUCAACGACUUUUACCAAUAUCGCAACUUGUUUUCAGACAAAAUAGUAUUAUUUAAGUAGUAUUAGUAGUAUAAACCACUACAAUGAUUAGUUUCGGGCAGAUCAAACUGAAAUGUUUGUUGUGGAAUCAACUGUAGUUAGAACAAGUAUUAUAAAGAAUUACGUUCAAAAUUGAACUGAGAUGACCCUGACAUUGGAGUCAUUCUAAUUGGCUAAAACGGGUCACAUGUCUGGGCAUUUCCAGGUCAUAUAACACUAAACCCAGGACCGUUCAGAACGGUGCAAAUGACCAGAACUGUUCUGGGAGAUUUGCUGAACAAAUAUCUUUUGAGACGUUCUGUGACAAACAUGAGGACAUCUGCAACCAUUUGUCUGCACUUUUUUCACCAGCUGUUACAAAAAAAUUACUUUCACUAUUUAUUGACAAUCCUACAAAAUGUUUGUUGUGUGAAUAUUGGGAGAAGUUCCUACCAAAAUGUGGGCUAAAGUUGGAAACAUUGGCAGAAAAUUGAGAUUCCCUAUUAGUGACAUGCCCUGAUUUACCAAUGAAACAGAAAAAUGUCUUCCAUUUCUCACUUUUGACUAAUAGAAACUCCAUUAAUAUGAGAAUUAGAAAGCCUGCAAUAACAUGAGGACUAAGAUUUCCUUUAUGAAUUUGUCAAUAUGCCACCAGGAAACCAGUAUCAAACACCAAUAUCAAUAAAGUCUCUGGUUAUAACAAAAGUCUUAGGUUUUGGUAUAAUUUCGACAAACGUUUGGGCUGAUAUUUCUAUUGGUAGUUUGAAAACUUCAGCAGAAAAGCAAUUUUCCAAUCCUCUGCUGUAGCUGUUAAACAUUUCAUAUAUCGUCAGUGUAAAAAAGGUUGGCUUGAUUGGUGUAAUCGACCUGUAGGUGUCACGUGUGACAACACUGAGGAUCUUUGGCUUUAUUAAGAAGUUCUAACCAAUUCCUUGAUUGGUAUUUGUCGCAGUCCAGUGAGAUCCAACCCGAACAAGAAUCUGAGUUCAUCUAUGAUUGUACAGAUUCACCUCUAUUGGUAUUUUUGGUAAUUAAUGUUCACCUGUAUACAUAUUUAAAAGCCAUAGACUAAAAACUAAAACAUAAUUAGAACAUUAUUUUUUUUAGCCUUUUUAGAUUUAAAUUCUCCUUUAAAACCAUUAAAAAAAAUCUAGCUAAUUCUCAACCCUCAAAGGGCCUCAUUUAAUUUUUAGAGAAUACUUUAAGGCUCUCUUAUUGCAGGUUACAUAAAAUGGCUAAAUAUGCAGUGUCAAUCACCCCUAUUGACUUCAUUUAAAUGUCACAAGUGAAUAUUUGCUGGCAAGUUGUUCACUUUUUCAUCCGAUUCUAGUGUUUUGGAAGCCAGAGAUGAGAGCCUUAUGAGUUUAGCUGUGGUUAUGGCGCCACCCUCUGUCACACGUAAGCAUAUUACGGCCUCCCACUGUCAACCCGUCUCCAUGGAAACCCAACAAGCAGACUCCAAGCACCUUUUAUGAAAAUGUGCCAUAUCUCCCGCUCCAAAAAGUCCUGACAUUGGUUUAUUUUCUGGUUUGUUGUCUUUUAUGUGUUAUAAGAAAAACAGUAUCAUUUUUACUCAGAAGGAGGAAGACAGUAUUCCUUUGUGGUCCUAAAAUGUUUUGGUGACUCUACCAGACUGUUUUGUUGUUUUAUAAUUUGGUGGGCGUUUCCAGGUUGUCUUGUAACUGCUUUUGUACGGCGUGCCAUUGUCAACAAAUUGAAUGGGAUUAAAUAUGUUUAUGUUUA
Messenger RNA from Oryzias latipes (Japanese medaka), 5566 nucleotides. Its product is annotated as rho GTPase-activating protein 6. Gene Ontology annotation, biological process: signal transduction. Lineage: Eukaryota; Metazoa; Chordata; Actinopteri; Beloniformes; Adrianichthyidae. The record is from RefSeq and is a predicted model, not a curated record.